This is a messenger RNA of Brassica napus (rape), 926 nucleotides long. RefSeq names its product CASP-like protein 5C3. Gene Ontology annotation, cellular component: membrane. Bases 274 to 729 code for a protein of 151 amino acids. The transcript has 3 exons. NCBI's taxonomy places the organism in Eukaryota, Viridiplantae, Streptophyta, Magnoliopsida, Brassicales, Brassicaceae. The record is from RefSeq and is a predicted model, not a curated record.
GCUUUGUCUGAUGAAUACAGACCACAACUCUCCUCAACAUGAACAGUCUUCUCUUUUCCACCAUUCGUAACUCUUACAACCAAACGUGCGAACCAGAAACUCUCAUCAACUUGUCCUUCUUUUAAUCCUCCCUUCUUCUUCGUCAUGAUCAUGAUCUUCAUAUCUUUGAUUCCACUCGAAAAUAUUAAAAACCCAGAUGAUCUAAAUAGAACACUCCAUCUCAAAAGUUUUUAGACAAGUGCUAACUUACGUGCUAGUCAAGCAAAGCUGGUGAUGGUGGAGGUUCCUGGUUCUGUUGGCACAAGUGCAAGCCUCUCCUUGAGAUUAGGUCAAACAUUUUUAGCAUUUGGUGCUCUUCUCUUCAUGACCAUCGGUGUUCGUUUCUACCAAUUCACAGCUUUCUGCUACUUGGUGACGAUCAUGGCUUUGGCUAUACCAUGGAACUUGACACUAGCAAUGGUGGAUAUCUAUUGCGUUCUUCUCAACCAACCAUUUCAAAAGCCACGAAUCCUUCUCGCCAUCUCAAUUGGUGAUUGGGUGGUGUCUGUUCUAGCGUUGGCUUCAGCUUCAUCAGCAGCCAGUGUUGUGGAUCUUUUGCGAUCAGACGAAUCAGUUUGCCCUCCAACGAUAUGCAACAGAUACCAGUUUGCAGCCACAUUAGCUUUCUUGACUUGGUUCUUGUCUCUUUCUUCUUCUCUCUUCAACCUCUGGCUACUUCCAUCUCUCUGAUCUAAAAAAUGAUUAGAUGACAAAGACGACUAAACAAAAUAGAUAGGUAGCAAGAAACAAAAAUGUCAAUAGAACUCAAUUUUUGUAUUGAUGACAGUUGAUAUAGAUAUACCAAUAUCUGAGAGUGAAAAAGCUGAUUUUUGUAUAACAAAGAAGCAUUCUCCAUCAUCAAGAAGGUUCACUCAUUGUUUCAUUCA